AAUUAGCGAGAUUUGAGGCGAGAUCAGAGAUUGUUGUAGCAACAAAAGUCUAACAAUGUCAGAUAUUGAGGGGACAAUAAAUAGCUAUGAGGCUGUGUGUAAGAUCACAAAUUCCAAGCCACAUGAACACAUAAUGCGUGUUUUGAAAAAAGAAAAGGAAGUCAUUGAAAUGACAAAAGAAGAGGGUCUUGAGGACAGGGACAAAAUGUACCUUGAUUUAGCUGGGAACAAGCAUCUUAUGAAUGACAAGAGGUUUACUGAUGAUGACAUGGAAGUGCUGUACAAGACACUGAAGAAUAACACCUAUGUCACAACCUUAGAUUUACGUUACAACGAAGUAACAGAUAAAGGAGCUCAGUGGCUUGCCAAACUUAUAGAGGAAACACCAGCUCUAAUAGAACUGAAUGUGAUGUGCAACAACAUUGAGGGAGAUGGGGGAGAGCACCUAGCUGCAGCUUUACAUAAAAAUGAGACACUGCGUAUUCUGCGACUUAAUGGUAACAAGAUGGGUAACAAAGGAGGGAUGUGUUUUGCUCAAGCACUUCAGAUCUCAACCACAUUAGAAGCACUGGACUUAGGAGAUACUGACAUGAAAACUGAAAGCAUUGUAGCCCUAGCAGCAGUCUUGCACUACAAUAGAACUCUUAAGGCUUUGAAUAUUAAUAGACCUCUAUUGUUCACACAACAGGAGGAACCUACAAAUCACUUUGCAAGAAUGCUCAAAGUAAAUAAAACUCUUGAAGAGCUUCAUAUGCAGAAAUAUGACAUGAGGGACUUUGGAGCAACUAUGUUAGCUGAACAACUAAAACAUAACUUUCAUCUUACUUAUCUCAACCUGAGUUGUAACAGAAUCACAAGAGAUGGCACUAAGGAAUUAGCCAAGUUAUUAAAGGAAAACACUCCCCUUAAGGUUUUAGACCUUGGCUUCAAUAGACUAGAAAAUGAUGGAGCUAAAUAUUUAGCAGAAGCCCUAGGAACAUAUAAUGUCAAUCUUACCACGCUUGUGAUAGGCAGUAACAAUAUAGAAGGUGAGGGACUAUGUGCUAUAGCUGACUGCAUGAAGAUCAACAACAGUCUCACCAAUGUCUACAUCUGGGGAAACAUUCUUGAGGAAUCUGCUUGCAUUGCAUUUGCCAACUUAAUCGAAACAGGACGCCUUAAGAAAGAGAACACAGACGUUCAACCUUAUGUUGUAGAUGGGGUCACAUCACUUUGUGAACUAAACCAUCACAUUAGAAGACAAUAUUACUAUACCCACACAUUUGGUGGUGAUGUAUCCAAAAAGACAAUAAGGACCUAAUGUAUAUCACAUCUUUAGAACCAGAUAUCAGUAUCUACUUUUGCAUCAAGCCCCUGUAUCCUCCUCCCUAUUUGUCUCCCUAAAGUGCAAGGUAAAGAAUCUGAGGGGUUGCAGAGGCCUGAUGUAAGACAUAUAGUCAAAACCGAAUUCCAAUCCACUUUGCUCCAUGUCCCAUCAAG
Messenger RNA from Owenia fusiformis, 1479 nucleotides. NCBI's taxonomy places the organism in Eukaryota, Metazoa, Annelida, Polychaeta, Sabellida, Oweniidae. The record is from the annotation of a GenBank genome assembly.